Molecule: messenger RNA, 888 nt
Organism: Candida albicans SC5314
Lineage: Eukaryota; Fungi; Ascomycota; Pichiomycetes; Serinales; Debaryomycetaceae
Product: mitochondrial 37S ribosomal protein mS23
Exons: 1
Coding region: 1-888 (295 amino acids)
Cellular component (GO): mitochondrial small ribosomal subunit
Molecular function (GO): structural constituent of ribosome
Source: RefSeq, a predicted model, not a curated record
AUGAAGAUUCAAACUGAUGCAGCUAAUGUUUUACAACGUGCAUCAGCACAAUUAAAAUCUGGAUUAUUAAAAGAAAAACCACUAUGGUAUGAUAUAAUUGCCAAAUAUCCACCAACUUCAACUAAUGAUUUAAUUAAAAAAUCUCAUGUUUAUGAAGGUAAAUCUGAUCCAAGAAAUAAUUCAAUUAUUUAUAAAUAUCCAAAUUCAAAUAAUAAAAACAAUAAUGUUUUAUUCAAGACUCGUCCACUGAAUAAAGAAUUAAAGUCAAAAAAUCAUAAUAUUCAUAAAUUACCAAAAUUAAAAUUUAUUGAAGAUUCAUUAAGAAAAAUUUUUUAUCAACAACAUCCAUGGGAAUUAUCUCGUCCCAAGAAUUUAAUUGAUAAUGGUAAUGGUAAUAAUAAUGAAAAAUGUGAUUGGAGUCAUAUGUUACAAUUACAUAAACCAUUAGAUGGUGAAUCGGUAGUACAACGUACAUUAUGGUUACUUAAGAAUAACACUACUAAAGGUUUAACUAUGGUGGAAGCAUAUGAUAAAGCUAGAUUUGAAUUUUAUAAAUUAAGAAUGAGUGAAGAAAUGGAAAGUCAUGUAGCUAAAGAAGAAAGUACAAUGUAUGGAAGUGUAUUCACUAGUACUACUGUGAAUUGGAAUUUAUCUAAAGAACAAGAAUAUAUUAAUGAUUGGACAAUUAUUGCUAAGGAAAGAACUCAAGUUAUUGAAGCUAAUAUGAAUAAAUCUUCAGCUCCAAUUGGUUCUGUUGUUGAAGAAGAAAAAUCUCAAUCUUCGUUAUUUGAAGAUUUAUUACUGAAUGAUAAUUUACAAUCUGAACCGGAAGUUGAACAAUCAGGACAACAACAACAACAAGAGCAACCAAAACAAGAAACAAACUAA